Messenger RNA from Ipomoea nil (Japanese morning glory), 645 nucleotides. RefSeq lists its product as uncharacterized. The coding region runs from base 1 to 645 and encodes 214 amino acids. Lineage: Eukaryota; Viridiplantae; Streptophyta; Magnoliopsida; Solanales; Convolvulaceae. The record is from RefSeq and is a predicted model, not a curated record. The transcript has 2 exons.
AUGACUAGAAGUCCGGUUAAUCAUUCUGUUUUCUAUCGUCAUUCUAAUGGGAAAUGCAUACACCUUGUAGUAUAUGUGGAUGCCAUUAUUAUUACAGGGAGUGAUCAAGAGGGCAUAUCUCAGUUGAAAGAGUAUCUCUUUAGUCGGUUCCAGACCAAGGAUUUGGGCAAGUUGAAAUACUUUCUUGGAAUUGAAGUGACUCAAUCUAGCAGUGGUAUUGUUAUUUCUCAAAUGAAGUAUGCCUUGGAUAUUUUAGAAGAAACUGACAUGUUGGACAGUAGACCGGUUGAUAAUUCAAUGGAUCCGAAUGUUAAACUCCUACCAGGACAUGGGGAGUCAUUGCCUGACCGAGAGCAAUAUAGGAGAUUAAUUGGAAAGCUGAAUUAUCUCACGAUCACACGACCGGAUAUCUCUAACGCAGUUAGUGUGUUGAGUCAGUUUCUUGAGACUCCAUGUGAUUUUCAUUGGGAUGCUGCUGUUUGUGUUCUAAGUUAUAUCAAGAGAGCACCAGGACAAGGCUUAUUAUAUGGAGAUAGAGGACAUUCACAAGUUGUUGGGUAUUGUGAUGCAGAUUGGGCUGGUUGCCCAUUUAACAGACGCUCUACUUCAGGUUAUUGUAUUCUCAUUGGAGCUUAUGUGGCUUAA